AUGCGUCUCCUCGGGCUCCUGCUGCUUCUGGCCGCCGGCAGCGGGCUGCAGCCGCCGGAUCAGUUCACCAACCACUGGGCGGUGCGGAUCCCGGGGGGUCCGGGGCAGGCGGACACGGUGGCGGCCAGAUAUGGAUACAGGAACCUGGGACAGAUAGGAAGUCUGAAGGAUCAUUACCACUUCCAUCACAGCAGAGUGGUCCGCCGGGCCCCGUACUCUCUGAGGGGCCCCCACAGCUUCAUCCACAUGGACCCCAAGGUGGACUGGGCCGAGCAGCAGGUGGUGAAACCCAGAGUGAAGAGGUCGGCCCCGAUCGACCCCAGCCCCUUUCACUUCAACGACCCUAAAUGGGCCAGCAUGUGGUACAUUCACUGCAACGACAGACGCAGCCAGUGUCGCUCCGAGAUGAACAUCAUGGCCGCCUGGCGGAGAGGAUACACCGGCAGGAACGUGGUGAUCACCAUCCUGGACGACGGCAUCGAGAGGAACCAUCCAGAUCUGCUUCAGAACUACGACUAUCUGGCAAGUUACGACGUGAACGGGAACGACCACGACCCCACGCCUCGAUACGGCUCCCGCAGUGAAAACAUACACGGGACUCGGUGUGCAGGUGAAGUGGCAGCAGCGGCCAACAACUCUCACUGCAUCAUUGGCGUUGCCUACAACGCUCGCAUCGGCGGGAUUCGGAUGCUGGACGGCGACGUGACGGAUAUCGUGGAGGCCAAGUCUCUGGGAAUCCGACCCGACUACAUCCACAUCUACAGCGCCAGCUGGGGACCCAGAGAUGACGGCAAGACAGUGGAUGGCCCGGGGCCGCUGACCAAGCAGGCUUUUGAGCAAGGCAUCACAAAGGGCCGCCGAGGCUUGGGCUCCAUUUUUGUGUGGGCUUCAGGUAACGGAGGUGGUCAGGGGGAUCACUGCUCGUGUGACGGCUACACCACCAGUAUCUACACCAUCUCCAUCUCCAGCACCACGGAGAAUGGAAACAAGCCCUGGUAUCUGGAGGCCUGCAGCUCCAUCCUGGCCACAACCUACAGCAGCGGAGACUUCAAUGAGAGGAAGAUUUUUACCACCGAUGCGUCGCAGCGCUGCACCGACGCCCACACUGGCACGUCUGUCUCUGCUCCCAUGGUGGCCGGCGUCAUCGCGCUCGCUCUGGAGGCCAACCGCUUACUGACGUGGAGGGAUGUGCAGCACCUGCUGGUGAGGACGUCCAGACCAGCUCACCUGAAGGACGAUGACUGGAAGACCAACGCUGCCGGACGCAGAGUCAGCCACCUGUACGGCUUCGGCCUGGUGGAUGCAGAGGCCAUGGUGCUGGAGGCUGCCAGGUGGAGGACCGUUCCUCCUCAGCACACCUGCACACAGAUGCCAGAGCGACGGACCAGACACAUCCAUCCUGGUCAAAGCCUGAACAGCAGCGUUUUCACCUCUGGAUGCUCGCAAGACCCCGAGCAGCACGUGGACCACCUGGAGCACGUGGUGGUGAAGGUUCUGCUCGUCCACCCGCGGCGAGGAGACCUGGAGAUCCACCUCGUCUCCCCGUCUGGAACCAGAUCGCAGCUGCUGGCCCCCAGAUUGUUUGACAAUUCCAACAAGGGCUUCAUGAACUGGGAGUUCAUGUCAGUGCAUUUCUGGGGUGAAAGGUCAGAGGGCAUAUGGACCCUGGAGAUCACCGACUCACCAUCAAAGCUGCGCAACCCAGAGGUGUUUGGGAACCUUAAAGAGUGGACUCUGGUCCUUCACGGCACGUCUCAGGCCCCCGACAGCCCUCAGCUCUCUCGCUCAAGGAUGCUGAAGGUCCCGGUCUCAGAGGAGAUCCUGGAGGAGCCUGAAGUCCAGGAGGAGGAGUACAUUGGACCGUGUCACAGUGAGUGUGGAGAGCGGGGCUGUGACGGACCGGACGCUGAACACUGCCUGAGCUGCGUCCACUUCAGCCUGGGCAGCCUGAGAAGCGGCAGAGCUUGUGUGAGCCACUGUCCGCCGGGACACUACGAGGACGCAGCAUCUCGCCGGUGUAAACGCUGCUAUAAGGGCUGUGAGAAAUGCUCCGGGCCGUCAGCCGGCGACUGUCUCUCCUGCCGACGAGGCUUUUACCUGAACACGCUCAACUCCAGCUGCACCGACAUCUGCCCUCCGGGAUGCUUCGCUGAUGAAGAUCAGAGGCAGUGUCUGAAGUGUCAGGACGGCUGCCGGACCUGUCUGAGGCUCGCAGACCGCUGCACCGCAUGCCGUGGAGGCUACAGCCUGGCGGGGAUGACGUGUGUGCCUGAAUGCACCGAUGGGACGUUUGUCCGUCUGGAGGACAUGACCUGCAGCCGCUGCCAUUCGUCCUGCAAGACUUGUACAGGGCCGGGCAGGGAGGAGUGCAUCCAGUGCGCCGAGGGCUUCCUGCAGCAGGAGUGGCAGUGUGUGCAGGCGUGCACUCCCGGGUUUUACUCUGCAGAGGCAGAGGGAGUGCCGCACAGGAUCUGCCAGAGAUGUGAAGAAAACUGCCUGAACUGCAGCGGCCCUGGAACGAGCUGCACUCAGUGCAAAGCAGAUUACAGUCUGAUCAGAAAGACCUGCUUAGUGAAAGCUUCCUGUAACGACGCCGAGGAGGUUUUCUGUGAGACGGUCAAGUCCAACCGUCUGUGUGAGAGGAAGUUUUACCGCCAGUUCUGCUGCCGCACCUGUCUGAUGAACGGAUGAGGAUCCGAUCACACAUUUCCUUCUUCUCAAGCAGCUCCAGGACUAAAAGGCUCUAGUCUGAUCAAACUUCAGUGAGCCACUGUCAUUUCUAUCAGAAAGACUAUAAUUUGUGUUGUUUGUUAAACAGCUGGAGAGUCUCACUGGAAUGAAGCUCUCUCUUUAUUUUUAUUCAACUUGCAGAAGCCAAAUGUGAUUUCCAUACAUCAUUUUCUGUAUUAAGUGUGUUUGCUGAAUGUAUAUUAACACAGUUCACAUCAUUGAAACUGUUUUUAGAAGUUGUGUGAUGCUGAAUGUCACCAAACACUAUUUUUAUUCUUGUAUUUAAAGAUUAUU
Salarias fasciatus (jewelled blenny) is the source of this 3024-nucleotide messenger RNA. It is a transcript of the gene pcsk6, whose product is annotated as proprotein convertase subtilisin/kexin type 6. The coding region runs from base 1 to 2691 and encodes 896 amino acids. The transcript has 21 exons. Gene Ontology annotation, cellular component: cell surface; membrane. The record is from RefSeq and is a predicted model, not a curated record. Gene Ontology annotation, biological process: peptide hormone processing. Gene Ontology annotation, molecular function: serine-type endopeptidase activity. Lineage: Eukaryota; Metazoa; Chordata; Actinopteri; Blenniiformes; Blenniidae.